ACAAGUCUUAUAGAAGUAUGAAAUAAUUUUGUAGUUCGGAAAGCCCAACACAAUUGAAAAAAAAAAAAAUAGAGUGGAUGCAGGGGAAACAAGAAAAACAAGAAGCAUGAAGAAGAUAAAAUGCGAAGAUCUAGGGAUAAACAUGUGCGCAUUUGCAGUUUCAUGGUGGGGAAAAAGGUGUGUGCUUGAAAAGACGGUGAAACAUGACGGAGAAGAAGGAUUCACAUGUCAGAUAUCAAAGAUUAUGGAAGUGAAGAAAUUAAGGAACAGAGUCGAAACAGAUAAGUGUGUCCGACGUUGUGGCCUCGACAGGAACACCCUCGGCAUCUCCUCCGAUUCCCUCCUAGAUACUCGUUUCACUCGCAACCUCUGUUUUUCUCACUGCUAUAACCAUUGCCCCAAUAUCGUCCACCUUUUCACCAAUCUCGCCGCAGCUGAAGGUUUGUAUCUUCCAAAACUUUGUAAUGCUGAAGGAGGAAAUGUGAGAAGAGAAAUGUCCAAUAUUAGAAGUUCUGGGAUAGUUGCAUCGGGACCUAUUCAGUCGGCUUCGAUUUUGAUUGCGCCCGCCGUCACACAAGAGCCACUUCAGUUCAACUCUAUGUCGUUUGCUCCGGUCACAAAUGGAGUUUGAUCAGAAAAAGGGAAUUAUAAUAAUGGAAGAAGAAGAAGACUAAAAAGCUUUGGGUGUUCAUGGUUUCAAUUUCACCAUGCUUACCUUUUCAUUUUAUUUUCCAUUCUUUUGACUGU
Cucumis melo (muskmelon) is the source of this 747-nucleotide messenger RNA. RefSeq lists its product as uncharacterized. Lineage: Eukaryota; Viridiplantae; Streptophyta; Magnoliopsida; Cucurbitales; Cucurbitaceae. The transcript has 2 exons. The record is from RefSeq and is a predicted model, not a curated record. The coding region runs from base 107 to 631 and encodes 174 amino acids.